Molecule: messenger RNA, 837 nt
Organism: Vigna umbellata (rice bean)
Lineage: Eukaryota; Viridiplantae; Streptophyta; Magnoliopsida; Fabales; Fabaceae
Source: RefSeq, a predicted model, not a curated record
AUGGCGGGGAGUGAUCUUUCCACUGCAAAUCUUCCAAUACUCACGAAUAAGAACUGGACGAGAUGGAGCACACAGAUGAGGGUGCGUUCAAGUUUCAAGAAGAGGGGAGAAGAUCAAGAAGUGAAGCUUCAAACCCUCAGAAGGCAGUAUGAGUUACUGCAGAUGGAAGACAGCGAUAGAGUUGGUGAAUAUUUCAACAAAAUAAUCACCAUUACGAAUCAGAUGAAAGGAUGCGGGGAAGUCGUCAAUGAUACCAUGAUCAUUGAGAAGAUCAUGAGAUCGCUGCCACGGAAGUUCGACUAUAUUGUGGUUGCGAUAGAAGAGUCGAAGGAUCUCUCAAAGAUGAAGGUUGAAGAGCUUCAAAGCUCGCUGGAAGCCCAUGAAAUGAGAAUGGCUGACAGAAACCCAGCCAAGAACGAUGAACAGGCGCUGAAAGUGCACCACUUCAAGCAUGAUGAAAAGAAGAAAACCAAGAAGUGGAAAGGGAAACGAUCAAAGGGGAAUUGGAAGUUUGAUAAAGACAAGACUGAGAAUGGGUCUACGUCAAUGGAGAAAGGUGGAAAGGAAGAGAAAAGCCAUCAUUCAAAAAAAGAUAAAAGAAACAUAAAAUGUUUCAACUGUAACAAGUACGGGCAUUUUGCAUCAGAGUGCCAUGCAGAUGAAGGGAAACAAAAGCAAUAUCAGUCUAAGGAAGCAAAUGUCGCUCAAGAGAAUUCAGAUUCAGAACCUCUAACUCUGAUGGUGACAACGUCAGGUAAAGGCUCCCACUCUCAAAACGACAUGUGGUAUCUUGAUUCUGGGUGCUCGAACCAUAGACAUGUCAUCUGGACUGGCUGA